Molecule: messenger RNA, 1170 nt
Organism: Drosophila navojoa
Lineage: Eukaryota; Metazoa; Arthropoda; Insecta; Diptera; Drosophilidae
Product: fibrinogen-like protein A
Source: RefSeq, a predicted model, not a curated record
CUGCGAAUCGCGCACUCGCUGCGGGUCGAUUACAUCGCAGUUGGCUGUCAGAGCUACUGGCGAGCACAUCAAAUUCAGUAGUCCGAGUCCGUGCGGAGAGCGCAGCUUUCUACCAGCUGGCAGCAUGACUCUGGAAGCCCUGGUCACUGCAUUAACCUGCCUGAGCACCCCCUCGACAACGUUGCCAGGAAACUUGGUAACAAACAUCAUGGUGGACUCGACGCUGACCUUUCGCAAUCACACCCUUGGCUGUCCGGCGGCAGUGCUCGAUGCUCUGAUGAUGCGAGUUCACUCUAUGACCGCCGAGCUGCAAUCUCUGCACGCGGAUCUCACCGAAGUGCAGCAGCUCAUCGAUGAGUACAAGAGCCAAGCGCCACGGCGGCCUAUAGAGACGCGGAUGCAGCUAUUUGAGACUGGGACACCAAGUGUCGACGACACGCCUCGCAAUUGUAUUGGCCAGAAGCAUGGCCUGGUGCGGAUCCGAAUCUCGCCGGAUAUGGAGCCGUUCUACGUUAAUUGUGAUCAGGAGAAGCAUGACGGUGGCUGGCUGGUGAUCGCCUAUCGUUUCGAUGGCAGCGAGGAUUUCUAUCGGGAAUGGGACACAUAUAAGACGGGCUUUGGCUCGCUGAACUCCGAAUUCUUUAUUGGCUUGGACAAACUCUACCGGCUGACCCACAGCGACACCCACGAGCUGCUCAUCAUAAUGAGAAAUGAGGAGGGUGAGUACUUCGCGAACUAUGAUCAGUUCAGCAUUGGCAGCGAGGCCGAGAAGUAUUUCCUCUACGUGCUGGGCUCCUACAAGGGCAAUGCCGGCAACGCGCUGCAGCACCACGCCGGCAAGAAAUUCACCACCUACGACCAGGACAACGACGACAACGGCCAGAACUGUGCUCCCAUUCAUAUGGGCGCUUGGUGGUAUGGGCGCACUUGUGUUAAGAGCAAUCUCUUUGGCACGUUCCAGCACAGGCAUGGGCAACAGAUUGACUACUACAAGGGCAUUCUGUGGAAUCACAUUCAGCCCGGUCCCAAAGGCUCUUUGCGAUAUGUUCGCAUGCUAAUCCGACCCUACAAGCGGUCAUAGCCACUGCUUGACAUACCUGACUAAAGAAACUCUAAAUACUCCAAAAAUACAUGUAAAAUUAGAUUGCAAAAUAGCUUAUCCAUAUUUUA